UGGUAUAAAAUGUGCAGCAUUUAGUGGCAAAUGACACAGUUGACAGUUGAAGGCAAAAAGAGCAAGAUCAACACAUCGCCGGUGUUUUAGUGCAAUCAGCAAAGUGCGGGCGACGUAAUUUUAAAUAACACGAAUUAAUUUUGAAUUUUUUCACAUUUUUGAAGUAUAAUAUUUUGCUUUUACAAAAUGAAAGUAGUUUUUGCUUUUUUAAUAUUUGCGGCCGCCAUAUUCGCCAAAGCGAAUGCCAUUGACCAAGUGCUUGGUGUAAUUACGCCAACUGAUUCAAUAUUAGCCAUGACGCAGGUGCAAAGACGCUUUCGUUUGGGGCAAGUGGUGACGGCUACUUAUACAUUUACGGGCGCCUCCACAACAGCUAGCGUCGUAGGCAUCAGAAUUAGUGACAACAAGCCUGUGAGAAAAAGUCCCGCAGUAGCAAUAACAAGUGGUGCACUAAAUUCAGCCACUAUCACCCUAACAUUAACGUCACAACGCGGUCUUGGUAUCAACAGCCAAAUUACAGUCUAUGGAACGCCAUAAUUUCUACUUUUCUAACGAAUACGUCACAUAUCUUUGGUUAAUACAAUAUACAUAUAAUUAGUUUUAAAGGAGAGUUUUAAAAUGUCUCCUUGUACUAUAUUCAGUUCCAAAAUAAAUCAUUAAAUUUUUUUCAUAA
Bactrocera dorsalis (oriental fruit fly) is the source of this 673-nucleotide messenger RNA. RefSeq lists its product as uncharacterized. The transcript has 2 exons. The record is from RefSeq and is a predicted model, not a curated record. Bases 187 to 537 code for a protein of 116 amino acids. Lineage: Eukaryota; Metazoa; Arthropoda; Insecta; Diptera; Tephritidae.